AUGACAUCAACGUUCAGUAUGGUUGUAAUGUAUGUGGGUGUGUAAAUAAAAACGUGAUGGUCGAACACGAAGAUGUUUUUUAAUCCUAUUCAACGAUUGAGCUGAAAAACACAAUUUCUUCGAACCAAGUGAAGUCCUGCAGAGCUUGCCAUUUUUCAGAAGAGUUUGGGCAGACAUUGAAGGAAUACACCAAAUAGUAUUGUCAUUGAAAUGAGCAUCACAAGUGGACUGAGUCAUUCUAAAAGGUUAUUUCUGGGUGUUUUGGUCCUGCUCACCGUCGAUGCCAUUUGGGUUGCUUCCUCUGAGCUUACACGGUAUAUUUUCAAAGAUGAGGGUUAUGACAAACCUUUCUUCAGUACCUACUUAAAGACGUCAAUGUUCAUGCUGUAUCUGCUGGGAUUUAUAUUUUGGAGGCCAUGGAGAAAGAUGUGCUCAGAAUGCAUUGGAAAACCAAGUGCACAUCCAACGGACAUCCAAAGUAACCCUGAAAACAUUCAAGGAGACAAAGAAAGAUUACUGGGUGACCCACUCUAUGUUCCGGUAAAGUUUUGCGACAGCGAUAAAGAAAGUACAGACAGUAGACACAGCAGCAUCAGUGAGCCAUGUGAAUCUCCUGUGAAAAUUGGUCGAGUACGAUUCAGUAAUCUAAUGGAAGUACGACAAAUGUCUGAGUCCCAGGGUAAGGAGGCCAUGCUGUCCAGAAUGCCUUACCACGUCGCUCAGAGAAACAACCUCGUUACUCCACCCCCUGUAGGAGAGAAGCUACCUCUAUCCCAGGUGGCCAAGAUCAGUUUGUCCUUUUGUAUUGUGUGGUUUUUGGCAAACUUCUCAUAUCAAGAGGCUUUGGAUGACACUCAGAUGGCUGUGGUUAAUACGUUGUCUUCAACAUCAGGUGUUUUUACGAUGAUUCUUGCUGCAUUAUAUCCUAGUUCUUCAGGAGACAAGUUUACACUUACUAAGUUUGUCAGCGUUCUUAUCAGUGUUAGUGGUAUUGCUAUGGUGAGUUUCUCUAAAACCAAUCAGGACCAAGAGACAUUAAAGGUGGGGUCACUUUGGGCGUUAGCUGGAGCCUUACUCUAUGCCAUCUAUUUGGUUAUGCUCAAACGCAGAGUGGACAAUGAGGACUCGCUGGAUCUUCCAAUGUUUUUUGGUUUUGUGGGUCUGUUUAACUUUGUCCUGAUCUGGCCUGGAUUGAUUAUUCUACACGUUGCAAACUGGGAAACAUUAGAAAUGCCAUCAGUUAAAGUCUGGUUGUAUUUAGCACUCAAUGGAAUCGUUGGAACUGUCAUCUCAGAGUUUCUCUGGCUUUGGGGUUGUUUCUUAACGUCAUCCCUCAUCGCAACGCUCGCUCUUAGCCUCACCCUUCCUAUCUCAAUAUUCCUGGACAUGUACCUCAGUGGAGUGUCCUUUUCACUUCUGUUUUUCGUCGGAGCUGUUCCUAUUUUUGUAUCUUUCUUUGCCGUCUCGAUACUGAAUCAGUAUAAUGACUGGGAUCCCCUUUGGGUUGGAAUAAGACGCCUUUACAGUCUCCUUAAACCCUACAUCUGCUGUUGGUGUAAUCGUAGACGGAAACUUCUCAUGAGACUGGCGGAAGACAAGGAGCAGUCAGUCAGUCUCAUUCCAGAUGGAGUCAAAGCGGAAGAGACGGAGCACAUCAGCGAUUCAGAGAACCAUUAUUAGAACGGCUAUUUUAGUUAACCUUGACUCCUAGAAUGUGUAUGAGAGAAAAGUGUACAAGGAUGAGAAUGAAUUUACCACCAGAUUAUCUUUUUCAUGGAUGAAGUUGAGUUUUGAAUUGUGUAAAUAUUAAUGAUUAGAAUGAAAUGAAAAUAUGUAAUAUAUGAUCUGUGUAGUUUAACUCUAAUAUGAGCUUACGCUUGACAGCAAGAGGGUAGGGUGUUUAAGUUUUUCAGAGAUAAACAAUAUAAUACUGAACAAUUAUUUUGUAGCAAAAAAAAAUCAUAUAGCAAAUUUAAAAGUCACCAAUCUUACUAUCGGUUUUCCAGUUAAUUUCAUCAAAACCCGUUCAAUUUAACACCUGGCUCAUUCCAUGUGCCCAUGGCAUCAGCAUUCAUCAGUUUAAAGUAAUUUAAUUACAAAUUUACCCAGUCAGUUUCCCUUGUGGUUUAUAUUGAUAUCUGAAACAAAAAGUCGCAUCCCCUUAAGG
This is a messenger RNA of Asterias rubens (European starfish), 2167 nucleotides long. Its product is annotated as solute carrier family 35 member F5-like. The coding region runs from base 211 to 1680 and encodes 489 amino acids. NCBI's taxonomy places the organism in Eukaryota, Metazoa, Echinodermata, Asteroidea, Forcipulatida, Asteriidae. The record is from RefSeq and is a predicted model, not a curated record. The transcript is spliced from 14 exons. Gene Ontology annotation, biological process: regulation of peptide transport. Gene Ontology annotation, cellular component: membrane.